GUCGACUCCAGAAGCAGCAGGUACUACCGGGGAGGGUGAGGGGGGCCCUCCGGCUGCGGCCCCAAACCUCACCAGCAACAGGCGACUGCAGCAGACGCAGGCACAGGUGGACGAGGUGGUAGACAUCAUGCGCGUGAACGUGGACAAAGUCCUGGAGAGAGACCAGAAGCUCUCGGAGCUGGACGACCGGGCCGACGCCCUGCAGGCCGGAGCCUCGCAGUUUGAGAGCAGCGCCGCCAAACUCAAGAACAAGUACUGGUGGAAAAACUGUAAGAUGAUGAUCAUCAUGGCAGUUAUAGGUGUUAUAUUUGUUGGAGUCAUCUUCUUGUACUUCUUCUACUGAGCUGGUCUUCAGGGAUGGACGCACAAGUCGCAGGACGAGUCUGCACCAACGCCACCGAGCCAAAUCCAGCCUCUCCUCAGCUCUCCUCCUGCUCUUCAUCCUCCUCUUCCUCACUGAUGCCUUCCUCAGAAACGUCCAUGCAUGGUCUGUAAUGUGCUCCAGUGCCUCCUUUUUUUUUCUCUCUCUGCUCCUCAUGGAAAACAUCUCUAUGGGCAGGAAUCCUGAGUUGACCUUGAGGGGAGCAAAUCAUCAUAAACAAGAAUUAUUCUUACUGGUACUUCCUGUGUAAAGAAAUAUAUUGUAGCCAGGGUGUAAACACAAAAAUAUCUUUCAAGACAGUAUUUGCUACAAGUCUAUAAACCACUGACCCAGGUUUGUUCAUCGAGAACAAGUAUCAUGACAGGAUAAUGUUAGUUUAUUUACUCUUAUAUGUGCGUGAGGGAGGAAAAAGACAACAUCCCCUCUCCUGAGGAAAUAAAUUGUGAUCUGUGGCCUUUUAUGGCUUUCACUGGCCACCAGUACCUCUGCUGGUCUCCAUCUCCUCCUGCCUCCUCAAGGUGCGACCAGUUUUUGACACACAAAGCAGUAUUAAGCAGAAGAAAUCAGACCUCUAACAGAAAGAUCUGAAGGAGACUCGUAAUGUGAUGCAAGCCAAUCAUUUUAUUUAGGACGUGUUCAGAUGCUUUUAUUUAUGUGAAGUACCGAUGCACUAAUGUAAACGUACUCCUUUACAAGUUAAAGUAAUGCAUGCAUUCAAAAUCCUACUUGAGCAAAAGUAUGCAAGUAUUUUCAGUGAAAUGUACUUCAAGUAUCAAAUUAAAGGUACUCGUUCAACUGUGAUAUAUUAUAGUACAGGAUGUUAUUAGAGUGUCAGUGCUGAAGCCUCAUUGUGUUAGCAGCAUCUGACUGUUGUAGCUGCUCAUGGUGGAGCUAGUUUUAACCGCUUUAUAAUAUACAGCGGUUACUUGUCCAGUGUUUCCAACCUAAAGGUCUGGGCCCCACAAUGGAUCCCAAGAUAAAUCUGAGGCGUCAUGAGAUGAUUAAUGGGAGAGCAAAGAAGAAAAAAAAAAAAUCCACUAUAGAAAUCUGUUUAGAAAUCUAAUUUCUCUUGACUGUUUCUCUAGACUUUGUUUUUGUGAUUUGCUAUUUUGAACAGUUAAUAAAAUUAAACAAUGUGAAAGGUCUGGAGGGGAAACUGUGGAACUAAAACCAAACAUAACAAGGAACCUCAGCUAGAUCAGGCCAAAAGGUUUCAUCUUUAACAAUGUAUUUAAGGAGCUUAUCACUAUUUUUUUGUUGUAAAAUCUUAAUUAGUAAAGUAACUAGUAACUAUAGCUGUCAGAUAAAUGUAGAAGAGUAACAAGGACAAUAUUUCCCUCUGAACUGUGGUGGAGUUGUAUAAAGUAGAUUAAAAUGGGAAUACUCAAGGCAGGUGCAAGGAACUCAAAUUUACUUUACUACAGUACAUGAGUAAAUGUACAUAGUUACAGUCCAACAAUGUUUACUUAUUCAUUCAUUCUUCCGCUUUGAAUCAAGGUUUUAUAGACCAGACAUCUCAGCAGCUGGUGAAGUAACUGUUGAGUAAAAAGUAUAAAUCAACUGCUCUGUCAUUUUUCACUUUUCUUAACAACAGUAACUGUAAUUUUCUUUAACUCACAGCAGCAUGAGCAGAACGAGUCAGGUCAGGAGAUUUUUCACAUUAGAAAAUAAAGAUCGUAAGACGUAGAGAUACAAGAAAUAAAUGAUAUAUUGUGUGUUGAGAUUCAGCAGCAAUUUAGGACUUGGCUCAUAUCAAUAAAAUAAUACGGAAAUAAUCCAAUUAAUGGGAGAUAAUUGAUUGGCACAGGGAACAUGUAGCUGCUCCUGUUCAUAAGUGUUGAUGAGGAACUGAACCAACCUGGGUUAUUGGAUCCCUGCGGUGUUUCCCCCUCUCCUCUUGUCCAGGUGUAUUGUACUUGUACAGUAUUCUUCAGGUGCCCCCUUGCUGCCAGUAUUGGUACUGCUACUGAUGUAUUUCCACCUUAAGCAGAAAUGUCUCUUCCUGGAGAAAUAUGACGGGAACAGUUUAGAUUUUUUGUUCUCUGUCUCUCCAGCAUCAGCUUGAGUAAUUGUGAUGCAGCAACAGUCCUGUUUUUAUUUUUUAUUGUCUUGUGAUCCAACCUGUGUUUUGUGUACUACAGCUGUGGUUUGAAUGUUUCUUUGUUCUGAACGUGCUUGAAUGUGAUUUAUCUGUAAUAAAAAUUUGAGUUUGAGUGGG
Micropterus salmoides (largemouth bass) is the source of this 2600-nucleotide messenger RNA. RefSeq names its product vesicle-associated membrane protein 1-like. Gene Ontology annotation, biological process: vesicle fusion; SNARE complex assembly; vesicle-mediated transport. Lineage: Eukaryota; Metazoa; Chordata; Actinopteri; Centrarchiformes; Centrarchidae. Gene Ontology annotation, molecular function: SNAP receptor activity; syntaxin binding. The record is from RefSeq and is a predicted model, not a curated record. Gene Ontology annotation, cellular component: plasma membrane; SNARE complex.